GAGAGAGGGUUCGUUCUGUGUGAAAGGCCCCAACGCCACUGUGGUAUUGUGUUCACUUGAGAGGAAUUGGGUUUCCCCGGCAACGGUACGAUGCCUACCCAGAAGGCUCGGGACAGAAAAAGACUGGGGCAGAGAGGGAGAGAAAGAGAGCGAGAGAGAGCCUAGAAAAAAUAACCUUUUCACUGGGUUCCCUCUUUACAUUGAGCCUUUUGAAAAGGGGGAGUAGGAUGCCCGGAGAACGUUGAGACCAUGAGUCUGCACUUUGACCAGUGAAGCCCUCGCUGUCCGGGCAGGAAUUGGACGAUGCGUGCCCCGUUGCGCCCCAGAAGCGGCUGCCUGGUACUGUGCCUGUCCGUCUCCCUGCUCAUGCUGCUGCUGCAGGUCAUGUGGGUCCCUCCAGAGACGGCGCGGGACGCGCCCCCAGGGAGGGGCCCCAGUGACCGGGAGGGCCCUCGGCACAGUGUGCGCAGGCUGGCCCUGCGUCUGGACUCCCUCAGCUCCCAGAUGCAGCGACUGGCCAGAGAGAGAGAAGAGCCUCCAUCUGCACAGCCUGACAUUGUGCACAUCCUGCAAACCUUCAGGCAGGAGCACAGAAACCUACAGCAGACCAUGGAGAAGGAGUUACUACACAUGUCCCAGAAACUGGACCAGCUCCUCCAGAGGACCCCUGCAGCCCUGCCCCAUGAACAUGCCUCACACGGAGGUCUCCCUCGGGCGUGUGAAGUACCAGACAAUCCUGAGUUCGCUCUGUGUGCGGGGAAAGUUGAGUUUCUGAGGGCCAGCUGGAGGUCUGACGCCUGCUAUGCCUUCUAUGGUGUGGACGGCUCCACCUGCUCCAUCCUGGCCUACCUGAGCGAGAGAGAGGAUUUCUGCCCGCCUCUUCCUGGCAGGAACCGGACCACUCUGCCCUGGCAUCAACAGCCCAGCGGGCACAAAGAGGAGGCAGUGAUUCAGACGGACUUCAGGCCUCUGUACGAGUCGAUGGGAGGUGGCCAGGGCCCUGCUGCGAGGUUCAUGCGGUCCAGGAUAGAGGGACUGGCCGCCAGGUGGAGAGAGGCUGGGGAGAGCAUGAGGCUGAGAAUCCCUCACGGGGCCGCACGUCGGCUGAGGGUGCUGCUGUACCCGGGAAUUCUGGCGGGGGGCACUGGCCAGCGUUUCGAGGAGACGCUGGAACGGGGGGGUCCUCUGGGGGAGCUGGUGCAGUGGGCGGACGUGAGCGCUGCCAUCUUCGUCCUGGGGCACAACCUAACCUUCGCCGCCUCCCAGACCCGGCUGCUCAGUCUGAUAGGGGCUGCACCAGGCAGAGGGAGCUGUCCCAUUCUGAGGCCCUUGCCCUUUGACCUCAUCUACACUGACUACCACGGCCUGGCUCAUCUUCAGGGAGCUAUGGGCCUUUCCUUCCAGCACUACCAGUGCCGCUUCCGAAUUCUGGACUCCUUUGGCACGGAACCGGCCUUCAACAUCAGAGAAUACGCACGUCGCCGUGGCUACAGCACAGCAUGGGGCAGCUGGGGUCUGCAGCCGCUGCAGUACAUGACCAUGUUCCCACACACUCCUGAUAACUCCUUCAUGGGGUUUGUGAGCGAGGUGGUGGGGAGUGGAUGGGAGGUGAGCACGAAGGAACACAGGAAGGAAAACAUGGCCGUGGUCUACGGGAAACAGGAGUACAUGUGGCAGGGGAAGAAGGGAUACCUGGAGGUUAUCGGCAGAGAGCUGGAGCUCCACGCCACCGUGUUCCAGCCCCCGGGCCGCCCCUCUGCGCUGCCCGACUUCAUCAGCAACCACGGCCUGCUGCCCCAGGACCGGCUCCAGCGGCUGCUGCUCAGAGCCAAGCUGUUUGUCGGCCUCGGAUUUCCAUACGAGGGACCCGCGCCGCUGGAGGCCGUUGCCCUGGGCUGCGUGUUCCUCCAGCCGCGCUUUCAGCCCCCGCACUCGGCCGAAAACAGCAACUUCUACCAGGGGAAGCCCACCAGCAGGCAGGUCCACUCCCAGCACCCGUAUGCUGAAGACUUCAUCGGUAAACCCUACGUGUGGACUGUGGACAUGGAUAACAGCACUGAGGUUCGAGAGGCGGUUAGAGCCAUUAUGAGAACGGAAGUGAAGCCCUUCAUCCCCCGUGAGUUCACCUGUGAGGGGAUGCUGGAGAGAGUCUAUGCCUACAUCACUCACCAGGAGUUCUGCGGCGCCUCGCUCCCCGCCUGGCCCCCGGAGGGCGCUCUGUCGGCCCGGCUGGGCGCGCUGGGGCAGUCGUGCGUGGCGGUUUGCCGCCGGGCCUCUCUGGUGUGCGAGCCGGCCCUGUUUCACCACCUCAACCAGCCUGCAGCCUUCAAGAGGCUAGGUCUGGUGUGCGCCAGCACCGAGCGGGAAGUGGACCACCUGUUCCCCUCCUACAACCCCUGGGGGCGCCGCUGCUCCCUGCAGGAGGACCAGCGGCUGUUCAGCUGCGCCGGCGCCCACCCCUCCUACAGCCGCCUGUGCCCGUGCAGGGCCUACCAGCCCGGCCAGGUGGCGCUGUGUCCCCUCUGCCUGUAGGGGGCGCGAUGGAGCAUCGCGCCAGAAAUUUUGAUCACUGAAAGAUCGUCUGAAAGAACAUUCAAGAAUGACAAACUACGGCUGGUCGUGUCCUAACCUACGCGCCUUGUUAAGAGACUCAAACCCCCCCGCUAUGACCGGUGGAAAAUUCCAGUUCGGUUUAGCUCACCGUAUCGCCCUCACCAGGAGCCGCGCUCAGACCGCGAGCUGCCGCAGGGGCCCCGCCGCUUCCUGCGCCCCGCCUGUCCAUUGUGCCGGGCUCGCCGGAGCGUGAAAUUGCUUCGCCGAGAGUGGUUCCUGAAUCGCCGCCGCUCGGUUGCCGCGCGAGCCCUCGCCGAGAAUCCGGCGAGAGCGAAACAUAAAGGAGCCCAUUACCGGCAGUGAAUCACGGGGCCCCCGUCUCCUAACCUUUCCGAGGGAGGGAGUAACGGUUUGAUUAAAACAGAUACGGUCGCGAUCUGGCCGAACUCUCGGGGGGGGGCGGGGCUUUGGAAGCGCGCGUCGCCCCGGGGGAGACGAGCGGCGGCUGAACUGUGCAAACAAACGGGCGAAACAAAUGAAGUGAGGGGUCAGGGAAGCGAGCGCGCGCGGGCGAGAAGAGGGGAGCGAGAGAGCGAGAGAGACGUUAAUUAAUAACGCGGGAAGGCCGUCGCCAGGGCCUUUCUUCGGAGCCGAGAGGUGGCGGGUGACGCGACGCAGCUGCUCCCCGGCGCUGCUCCGCGCGGAUCCUCGUGAGGAGGAGGAGAGCCCUUACCCCCGCUGAGCUCCUCUCAGCCCCCCCGCCCCCCUGGCUGAAGGGACCUGUCGCACUGCCUCAACCCUCCAGUGGUCUGUCGCUCAGCCCAGUUAGACCCUGGCCCGCUGAGGCCGGACAGAGGGAAGAACUCAUGGCACCACUCUGAUGGGGGCUGUCCAGACCACUGUUCUGAGUGGAGCUGACAGAUCCAAAGCUUCAGAAAGUCAGUGUUAAGUUGGAGUUGUGCUUGAAUUGAAAUUCAAGUUAGUGUCCAUUAAAUUAAAAAAAUUUUCUGCCUCCUUGGAUGUACUCAAAUAGCGCAAGUGACGCAAAUAAUUAGCAUAAUUAAACCAUGGUCAUGGAGCAUCAGUGAGCCAGUUGAACAGUGUCAGAUGACUACUUCGCUGAGAAUAUACGGGCACUGCAUU
This is a messenger RNA of Anguilla rostrata (American eel), 3696 nucleotides long. RefSeq names its product alpha-1,6-mannosylglycoprotein 6-beta-N-acetylglucosaminyltransferase B-like. Gene Ontology annotation, biological process: protein N-linked glycosylation. Gene Ontology annotation, cellular component: Golgi apparatus. The record is from RefSeq and is a predicted model, not a curated record. NCBI's taxonomy places the organism in Eukaryota, Metazoa, Chordata, Actinopteri, Anguilliformes, Anguillidae. Bases 304 to 2532 code for a protein of 742 amino acids. Gene Ontology annotation, molecular function: alpha-1,6-mannosylglycoprotein 6-beta-N-acetylglucosaminyltransferase activity. The transcript has 18 exons.